Molecule: messenger RNA, 2300 nt
Organism: Hypoxylon trugodes
Lineage: Eukaryota; Fungi; Ascomycota; Sordariomycetes; Xylariales; Hypoxylaceae
Product: glycoside hydrolase family 76 protein
Exons: 3
Coding region: 175-1965 (596 amino acids)
Biological process (GO): carbohydrate catabolic process; fungal-type cell wall biogenesis
Molecular function (GO): mannan endo-1,6-alpha-mannosidase activity
Source: RefSeq, a predicted model, not a curated record
UGUUCCCAACGACGAACCUAUCCGCUGGAGAAUUUCACAAUUUUGGCAGUUUAAGCGAUGUUACACACUCAGUAGAAAUUUAUUACCUCUUUCGAAGUUCUAUGUUCGACUAGAUUCCUACUGUGCCUGCUUAGUCGGUCUCGGUCUGACCUCAACUCCCGCCUGUCACCCGUCAUGUGGCUACGGUACUCAUGUCGAGAUGCCAUAUUCACGGCAUUCUCGAUCCUAAUGGCCACUGGUCUUGUAGCUUCAUAUGACCUUGAUGUUGGUUCAACAGAUUCCAUCAAGAACACCGCCAAGCAGAUGGCUCAAGACUUGGUAUCGUUUUACCAUGGCGACGAACCUGGGCAGACCCCUGGUCUUCUCCCACAACCAUAUUACUGGUGGGAGGCCGGUGCUAUGAUGGGCUCGUUGAUCGAUUACUGGUAUUACACCGGGGACACUACUUACAACCACAUCGUAGAGCAAGGCUUACUUCACCAAGUUGGACCUUAUAACGAUUAUAUGCCGCCCAAUCAGACAUUAACCGAGGGCAACGAUGACCAAGGAUUUUGGGGAAUGUCAGUUAUGACAGCCGCCGAGUAUGGAUUUCAAAACCCGCCAUCAGACCAACCGGGAUGGCUAGCUCUUGCCGAGGCUGUCUUCAACACACAAGCUGCCCGAUGGGACCCGGAAAAUUGCAAGGGUGGUUUGCGAUGGCAGAUCUUCACUUGGAAUAAUGGUUUCGAUUACAAGAAUUCAAUUUCGCAGGCCUGUUUCUUCAAUAUCGCAGCCCGGUUAGCCCUUUACACUGGAAAUAGCUCCUACGCGGACUGGGCAGUCAAGACCUGGGACUGGAUGGUUGGUGUCAAGUUAAUGGACGACAACUACAGGGUUUAUGACGGAACGCAUAUUGAGGACAAUUGCACUACUUUAACCCCAUACGAAUUCUCGUACAACGUCGGCGCGUUCCUCCUUGGUGCCGCAGCUAUGGUGGAAUACUCUAAUACGACGAAGAACUCGGGCGAUGUCGAGAUGUGGCAUGAACGGGUCGAUGGGCUUCUCAACAGCACGGAGAAUAUAUUCUUCUUCGGCAACACCACCGAGGAUAAGGUCAUGAUCGAGAUCGCCUGCGAACCUGUUAGUCUAUGCGAUACCGAUGCACUUAGCUUCAAGGCAUAUCUUAGUAGGUGGAUGGCAGCAACGACGAAGUGGGCGCCCUGGACAUUCAAUCGCAUCAAAACCCUCUUGUCGAAUUCUGCCGUUGCAGCUGCGAAGCAAUGUACGGGUGGCGAUAAUCAUCGCAUGUGCGGACAAAAAUGGGCUAACAAUAGCGGGCAAUGGGAUGGCACGUCGGGUGUUGGACAGCAAAUGUCGGCAAUGGAGGUGGUGCUUGCUAACAUGAUCGAGCAAUCAAAAGCCCCAGUUACCAAUAGCACUGGUGGAACUAGUAUUGGCAAUCCAGCGGCCGGCGGUUCAGACGAAGGACGAGUCGAUCCCACCGGAAGAUACUAUAAGACGGUAUCUACCGGCGACCGAGCAGGUGCAACUAUUUUAACCAUUAUUGUUCUAUUCUCCCUGCUGAGCGGAUUGGCCUUCAUGAUGACGGACGAGACGAAAUCGGCGGCCGAUAACUGGGCUAGCUUUCGUUCGACCUUCUCGGCCGCUUCCGGUGCUGCGGUCCUGGCCGCCCUUACACCGGGCGCUAAGAAGCCUAGCGUGGAAGAGAAGGGUAAAGCAGUUGCAAUGGAUAGGAGCUCGAGUACCGACACAGGCGAAAAGAUUCCAACCGUUUAUUCGGCCGGGAGGUUACAGAAACGUCCGGAAAGUAUGUCACGACGAGAGACUAGAAAUCGCAUGUCAGCACCCGGCAUAUUCGCACCCGCCACCGACCCUACGACAACAUCGGCGACUAAUACCGACCGUCGCUUAUCUUCGAAUAGUGUCGGACAGCGAUCAUCGGUGCUGCGGAAACAGAGGCAGUAAUAAUCUGAUUAAUCGUAAUGAUGGAAGAAUAAUUGGAUUCGAUUGUACAUACGGAUACAGAAAACAUAUGGCUUUUGCAUUAGGAACGGCGUUUAUCAAAGGGGCUUUUUUCGCAUUUGUAUGGAGGGACUGGCUAAACUCCAUGGGAAUUACUUUUCUGGCUUUCAACGUCAUUACGAUAGCACGAUCGAUCGGUCUAGGCAUAGACAUGCAUUAGGAUGGGAUAGAAUACACGAAUGAACGCACAGACAGAUGGGUGGAGGAAUUUACAUGUAAAAAGCCAUAAGAUACCACAAAUAGCUACAUAUUUGCCUUCCUUCGUAAAUGUUUUUAUU